UGUGUCUCUGUCUCUGUGUCUCUGUCUCUGUGUCUCUGUGUGUUACAGGUUGAUGUGUGGUGUGAUGACUGUUGAUGUUUGAGUGUGUGACAGAGGAGUGGGAGCUUCUGGAAGCUUCCAUGUUGAAAUGUGGUCACUUAAGUGAGAGAAAAAGAGGAAAUGUGUGAGUGUUUUAUAUCGUAGCUGGAGGACAACACACCGAGGCGAGAUGAGGGACCGACUGUAUGAGCUGCAGAAUUUCACUCUGCAACCUGUAGAGGAGACGCACAGUCCUGAGGAGAACUACAACCACCCCCCUGAUGACGAGGAGCUCCUGGAGCAGCAGGCCGUCGUGUUUGAUGGAGAAGACCUGAUAGAAAGCAUGCACAGGGAGGUGCAGACCAUGAGGAAGAAUAUUCAGCAGCUCAGGACGGACGUCAAGCGCCUCGGGAAGCAGAACAGCAGGUUCCUCACGUCUGUCAGGAGGAUAAGCAGCAUCAAACGGGACUCCAACGCUCUGGGGCGAGACAUCAAGGUCAGAGGUGAGGCCAUUUAUGCACGGUUGGAGCAGAUGGGGAAGCUGUGUAAGCACCUGGAUGAGGAGCAGGGGCCGACCUCCGCUACAGCUCGCAUGGUGCGCUCACAGUAUGUAUCGCUGACCAACACCUUCCACAACGCCAUAUCUGAGUACAACGAAGCCGAGAUGGCCCAGAGGGAGAACUGCAAAACACGCAUCCAGAGGCAAGCUGAGAUCAUGGGCAAGGAGGUGAGCAGGGAGCAGAUAGACGAGAUGAUCGAGACGGGCAAGUGGAACGUCUUCUCCGAUAAUCUCCUCCUUGAAGGAAAGACUGCAAGGUCGGCUCUCAGUGAGAUUGAGACUCGGCACAAGGAGCUUCUGGAGCUGGAGGGCCGCAUCAGGGACAUUCAUGAGCUUUUCUCUCAGAUGGCCAUGCUGGUGGAGGAGCAGGGCUGCAUGCUGGACAACAUAGAGGCAAACGUCAGUGCUACUGAGGACUACGUCACCAAGGCUUCAGCUCAGGUCAAGAAGGCUGUGAGAUACAAGAAAAACAAUCCGUGCAAGAAACUCUUUUGCUGUUGCUUCCCAUGCUGCAACUAAUCGGCAAAUCAGCUCUGUUUCUCUUCUUUUUGUGCUUUAAUUUGUGGAUUUAUUUAAAACUUAAGUGCAUAACUUUUAAAUAUUAUAAUUAAUGUAUGUAACCACUAAGCUUAUCAGCGCCACAUGACUCACUGUUUUUCUCAGCACAGCAGUGUUUAGAUCUUGUGUCGCCCGCUGACAAUAAGCCGCCAUGCACAGAAAGUGAUUCGUUUAACGUCAAGACAGAUGGAGACAGCAACAUUGCGCUAGUAAAGUAAGACACUUGUCCCUGCGUGUGUCCUCUUCUUUUAGGCCAGUUGUCCAGGUGUCCUCCUUCACAACAUCCACAGCAAACAAAUAAUGUUGCACUUGUUUCUGUUCACAAAGACCAAACAGAGGUUGAAUAAUACCAUCAUUAAGUAAAAUCUCCAAAUGUUAUGCACUGCAGCUUUAACUGUAAUGAAUCAAUGACUCUACUCGUCUCUUUACCGAGCCAGUUUCAAACCACAAGUUCAUAUGCAAACACAGUGUUUCGUUAGAUAAGGGUGUUACAUUUCCUGAUUGUUACUGAGAACAGCUUAGACAUGUCAGGUCUUACUGCUGUGUCUUUGGUUCAUAGCGACAGUGUCAUUACUGUAAUGCACAACUAACUGCUUUUUCUUAUUAACUUUCACAUUUCUAAGUUGUUUUAUAAACCUAUGAAAGUCGUGUUAAGUAUGAUUUACGCACCUUUUAAACGCAAGUUUAUUUUUUUUAAAUUUUUUUUUAAAAGAGUGCCACUCUGCGGUCGUUGGUGUGAACCUGGAGCAGAAAGUACGGCCGUUGCCUCACACCUCUUUAGAAAUGCAUUUAAGACAAAACAGACACAACCUCUGAUUGUGGUUAACUUGUUGUGUGUAGUUAUCACCACCUACAGACAGGACUUAAGUUAGCUUAGCGCUCAGUGAUAAAACUGUCUGAGCUUCAGUCCUCCUUGUUUCCCCAUCACGUUGGUGCUAUAGGGCCUGUUAGGUUUUCUCUGAUAUUUACAAAUGCAUACAUGUGUUUUCAUUUAGGGAGAGUAACGACAACAGAGAGGAUGACAAACUAAUCAUGUCAGAUGACUUUCUGUUUGCACAGCGGGCCUAUCCCUCAGCCCUGUUAAUGAGAGUAAAACUGAAAUGAUUGUAUAUGACUGUGUCUCUUACACCCACUAGGGGAAUCCCAUUCAGUAUGAAAAUGAGACGCUCUCAUAUGUGUGAGCAUCAUACCGUAUGCAACAAACACACCACAGUCUCUUCUUCAGUGUUGAAAUGGGUGUGCAAUGACUGCACUUCCUCUCUUGUGUGUGUGAGGGGAAAAAAUGUACAAACAGCAUGACUGGCUUUAUUUGCACUGUGGUUUAAUUGGUUUACUCAGUCAGACCCGUUCUCCCAUUGUUGUGUUGAUCUUGUCUUUGGAUCAUUGUCGUCAUCAGUGUGUGUGAUGUGUGCUCACAACAACCAGGAUGGCCGAGUGGUUAAGGCGUUGGACUUAAGAUCCAAUGGACAAUAGUCCUCGUGGGUUCGAACCCCACUCCUGGUAGAAAAUGGAAGUUUUAAAAUCAGAAUCUUUGUGGUACAUGAAAACCCAUUGGGAAUAUGUGAAAGCUGUUGUUGUGUGCUCCCAUGUUGGGUAUUUCCUCUGCAUAUAGGGGGAAUUAACAGUACUGUACAAUGUCUUGCACCACAAUUCUCUAUCACUUUAUUCGAACACAUCUGGAAACAUAUAUGCAGUUUUAAAUAACCAAUGUUAAGCCAAAAAAAAAAAAAAAGGUCCAAAAAAUGUUGUGGCCCAAAUAU
Messenger RNA from Solea senegalensis (Senegalese sole), 2895 nucleotides. RefSeq names its product syntaxin 11a (gene stx11a). Gene Ontology annotation, biological process: synaptic vesicle fusion to presynaptic active zone membrane; exocytosis; intracellular protein transport. Bases 209 to 1096 code for a protein of 295 amino acids. NCBI's taxonomy places the organism in Eukaryota, Metazoa, Chordata, Actinopteri, Pleuronectiformes, Soleidae. Gene Ontology annotation, molecular function: SNAP receptor activity; SNARE binding. The record is from RefSeq and is a predicted model, not a curated record. Gene Ontology annotation, cellular component: synaptic vesicle; presynaptic active zone membrane; plasma membrane. The transcript is spliced from 2 exons.